Scomber scombrus (Atlantic mackerel) is the source of this 3072-nucleotide messenger RNA. It is a transcript of the gene impg1b, whose product is annotated as interphotoreceptor matrix proteoglycan 1b. The transcript is spliced from 18 exons. Gene Ontology annotation, biological process: visual perception. The record is from RefSeq and is a predicted model, not a curated record. Bases 1 to 3072 code for a protein of 1023 amino acids. Lineage: Eukaryota; Metazoa; Chordata; Actinopteri; Scombriformes; Scombridae.
AUGCUUUUGAAGUCAGGAGUAUUCUUCACUUUGUGUCUGUUUACCCUCCAAGCAAGUCAAAUCAAAGACCUUCGUGACCACGGUUUUUCUGGACUCAGGGAUGUGAAGUAUCGCCAUUUUCUGGAAUCUUCAAGGUCCAUCAGUCACACCACCAAUGUCAGAGCAGCUCAGGAGCGACACCGGACCAAGAGGUCAACGCUCCUUACCACAGGGGUCAAAGUCUGUCCCCAGGAGACGAUGAGAGCAGUCAUUGGCAGCCAUCGGGCCUAUUACAAGCUCAGAGUUUGUCAGGAAGCAAUUUGGGAGGCGUUUCGCAUCUUCUUCGACAGGGUCCCAAACUCUGAGGAGUAUGGUGCCUGGGUUUACACCUGCCAGCAUGAAAACCUCUGCAUGGAUGACCUGGCUCAGAAUUUUAGCAGCUCUCAGGAGCACCUGGACAUGGUGGCCAGAAGAAUAGUUGAACAGGCCGAAAGUGAAGGAAUUGUUGCUGGAACGCCGGAGCCAGGAAUAGAUUGCACCUGGACUCCCCCACUGAUUCUGUUUCCAACGGAAGCAGACAUAAAAGAAGAUCCCAAUAUGAUAAAAGAGAACUAUGAGGAGUACAUUGUUCAAUUCAGCGUCACUAUGGUUGGCCCGUCGUACAGCGAGCGGCUGCGAGGCGCAGAGGCUCCAGUGCACAAUGACAUCAUAAGAGAGCUCACAGAUAAGAUGCUUCAUGUGUUUCAAAAAGUUCCAGGUUUCAAAGAAAUUCGUAUUCUGGGAUUUCGAUCGGAGGAUGUGUCUGUGCGUUACGCUGUGGUCUUUAAUGGAGACACAGAGCUCAAUGAUGAACCUGGGUAUCUUGGGGAGCUUGAAGCAGACCCAAAUGAGGAUGUUAAUGCACCUAAACUGAAAAACAUCAUUGUGAAGGCCUUAAAACAGGAGCCAUCACUGCCGCUGGACAUAGAGACACUCAACUUUGAGACUGUAAACACAGUUUAUCCAGUUGCGGCACUCGGCAUAAAUCCUGUUGAGGGCGUAUCAUCUGAGGAUGACACCACAGAGGCCAUGACAGAGGACAGCACACCCACCCAAAGUUUCUUCCCCACUGUGGCAGUGAUAGAAAACUCUUCUACAAUCAAACCAGAAACACACACCGUUGUGCCUUUCAUCCCAAGCAUCCUCCCAGAGGGCACUUUUGCUGUCACUGAUGACACUCACGUAAUGACAGCAGUAGAGGGGGAGUCCACAGAGGAUACUACAGGGGAAACCAUUGACAUUAUAGCUACAGAUAUAACACUGGAAAACAUUGCAGAGCAGGAAGAGGAAGCAGAGCCAGAGGUGGAGGAAAUACCACCAAUUGAACUUAAUGACGGAGGUGAGGCUGAAGAGCUGGUGACAGACGAAUCUGAACCAGCUGAUAAAGAACCGAAUGAGGACCUUCGCUUGGUGACUCUUGAUGCCCAACCUGAAAAAGGGAGCACUGAUGCUCCUGCUGAAGAUAACCUUGUCCUGUCAGAACCUACGGACCCAACAAUUUCGGAGAUAUCUGUCAUAGAAGCAGCAGCCCCAAUCUCCACACCAUCAACCCAUGAGCAUACAGUUCAAGGCAUUGAAACAGAAACAGACGUUGAGCCUUUGCCAUCCCCUUCAGAGAGCGGAGAAGCCCCAGAGGACAGAGACGAAUCUAGUGGGGGGCACAGUGGAGGGACCCCGGCCUCAAUGGACCUUCCUCCUGAGAUUUCAAGCAUUCAAGAUGAUGUAGGACAAAGUCAGAAUGGGACAGAGGUGUCAGUGACUGAGCUUCUGGAGGAAGAGAGCGGUAAUGGACUGCCACCAGAGCCUGACGAACGGCCGUACGAAUCUACGGCUGCACCGGCAAUGAGACAAGCCAACACUCCUCUGAUGACAGCAGUGGACAAGAGCAAAGAGUUAGUGGUUUUCUUUAGCUUGAGGGUCACUAACAUGAUGUUUUCUGAUGACCUGUUCAACAAGAGCUCCCCAGAGUAUAAAUCACUGGAGAAUACCUUUCUUGAGCUGACACAGCACUCCAGAAACUCGCCAAAACCUGGAGCUUCCCGUAAAUCUGGGCCUAAGAGACAGACAACUUUAGCCUCAAUACCGCUUCUACCCUAUCUGCAGUCCAAUUUGACCGGAUUUAAGCAGCUGGAGAUCCUCAACUUCAGGAAUGGCAGCGUCGUGGUAAACAGCAAGAUGAAACUGGACAAGCCAGUACCUUAUAAUGUGACCGAGGCUGUGCACUGUGUGCUCGAGGAUUUCUGUAACGCUGCAUCUAAACGGCUUGACAUUGAGAUUGACAGUCGUUCCUUGGAAAUAGAACCAGCUGACCAAGCAGAACCCUGCAAGUUCCUGGCCUGCAAUGAGUUUUCACGCUGCGUGGUUAACAGUUGGACCAAUGAGGCGGAGUGUCUGUGUGAUCCAGGCUACAGCACUGUCGACGGCCUGCCUUGUCAGAGCACCUGCACUUUGCAGCCAAACUACUGCCUGAACGGAGGCCUGUGUGAGAUAAUUCCAGGGCACGGAGCCACCUGCAGAUGCCCUGUAGGUAAAUACUGGCACUUCCACGGAGAACGCUGCAAUGAGCUGGUGUCAAUGCCAGUAGACCCUCCAUUAAUUAUAACCUGCCUCGUGGGAAGUCUCUGCCUUGUUUGCGCCAUCAUCGGCAUCUUGAUAUUCAUAAACAAGAAGUGUAUAAAUACAAGAAAGGCUGUCACUUUGGUGCACACCCAUGCUCCCUAUGCCUUUGAGAAUACUUUGAGGGUGAACCCAGUGUUUGAGAAUGAUGAUGGUGUCUUAAAUCAAGUGUCCACAUUGCCGUGUCCUUCAAGUUCUGCUUCUUCCCAAUCCCAACAGUCUGAGCAAGAACAUUUUGCCUCUAUUGAAAAUAUACAUCUGAGUAUUGAGAUCCCCAGACAACUCUACACAACAAGAUCAGACAAGUUAGUAUCAGAAAUGGUGGACUUCCAUCACUGCAUACCACACAACGUGGCGUGGCGAUUGCCAAAUGAAUACAGAACGUGUUGUCUUCUGAGGGCAUCGGAUAAUGAAUGUUUUGAAGUGACAGUUCUUUGA